This is a messenger RNA of Ceratina calcarata, 3511 nucleotides long. RefSeq names its product prosaposin (gene Sap-r). The transcript has 16 exons. Gene Ontology annotation, cellular component: lysosome. Gene Ontology annotation, biological process: sphingolipid metabolic process. Lineage: Eukaryota; Metazoa; Arthropoda; Insecta; Hymenoptera; Apidae. The record is from RefSeq and is a predicted model, not a curated record. The coding region runs from base 190 to 3165 and encodes 991 amino acids.
ACAAUAUAGGAACUCCGUCUCAUUUUUAGUCAUUUGACAGUGUUCGAAGUUCGAGGUGUCCCACGGUUUCGCUCUGUGUCUGUGACUAAUAGUUUUAAUCAGUUGCCAGCCAACCAACAAUUCGUCAAUAUUAUCAUUCCAUUCCGUUUACAAUAGGAUACUAGAAUCGGGGAUCGGGGCAGCGAAAUAAUGAGGAGCCUGUUGUUAAUCGCGCUCUGCGCGAUUAUUUCAUUAUGCAGGGCGAGGGUCAUUAUUACUGCAGGAGAAGCGACGAAUGUCCACCUUUUGGGAGAAGAGGAAUGCACCUGGGGACCUUCUUACUGGUGCGAGAACAUCAAAACUGCAGCAGGAUGCAACGCGACGAAGCACUGCAUCAAGAAGGUCUGGUCGAGUAUGACCGUGCCAGAAGAUACUGAUAGUGUCUGUGACGUCUGUAAAGACAUGGUCCAACAAGCUAGAGAUCAAUUGGAAAGCAAUGAAACGCAAACAGAUUUGAAAAACGUGUUCGAGGGAAGCUGUAAAUUGAUUCAUGUCAAACCAAUAGUGAAGGAGUGUAUCAAGAUCGUGGAUCAGUAUAUUCCCGACUUGGUCGAGACACUGGCAUCACAAAUGAAUCCUUCUGUAGUUUGCUCAGUUGCUGGUCUUUGCAACUCCAAGAAAAUCGACAGAUUAUUAGAGGAAUACGAAAGCAAAGGAGGAAAGAUCGAAGAUUUGAAGACUCGCUCGUUGCAAAAGGACGAGUUAGAACCCAACGAGUGCUCUAAAUGCUACGUUAUAGCAACGCACAUGGAACACAAGUUCGCGAGCACUCCUAAAGAGAAAGUGUUACAGCAAAUGCUGAAUGUUUGCGGUGAAUUAGGUACUUUCAGCGAUGCCUGCACGGCCCACGUUUUGACGUAUUUCAAUACUAUCUACGAGCAUUUGAAGACAGACUUUCAUGCCAAGGAAAUCUGCCAUUUGUCUGGCCAGUGUAGCAGUGAAUAUCACAAACACGAAGAUGACAGUGGAGAACAGACCCUGAAAGUAGACAUCAGGCCACUGUCUACAGUGGGAAUCGUCGAUCUCGACGAUGAUCUCCCCUGCAAAUUAUGUGAGCAACUGGUCGGCCAUUUGAGGGACUUGUUAGUCGCAAAUACAACCGAGUCAGAAUUCGAACAGGUGUUAAAAGGAAUUUGCAAACAGACCAAAUCGUUUUCAGCGGAAUGUACUGGUAUAGUCGACGAGUACUACAGAGAAAUGUACGAAUACUUGACGAAAUCUCUCGAUGUCAAUUUUGUUUGCCAAAUGAGUGGAAUUUGCCCAGGGCAAGGAAACAAAUUACAGAGUGCACCGACUGCACCUUUGUUACCUGCGAAUUUGGCUCAGAGCGCAGAGAAAGUUUUCAAAAAUGAUAAUCACGAGAAGCAGUUGAGCAAUUCGGAAGUUGAAGCGAUGCAAUUACCGAUCGAGAGACUCGUUCCAUUCCCGCUCUCCGAGGGUGGAUUGAACGUCGAAGGCACCGAAGUCUGUGCUUUGUGCGAAUAUGUGUUGCACUACGUACAAAACCAGAUCACGGAUCCCACUAACGAGGAAAAAGUGAAAGAGGCGUUGGACGGAGUGUGUCAGAAAUUGCCGCAGUCCAUUGUAGGUCAGUGCACCGAAUUUAUAGACACUUACGGUGACGCGGUCGUAGCUAUAUUGGCCCAGGAAAUCGAUCCAUCUCAGGCUUGCCCUAUGCUUCAUUUGUGUCCAAGCGAUAGGUUGAUGGAAUUAUGGAAGAAAGUACCCCAAAAAUACUUGGUGGAAGAGAAGCAACAUAAACCUAGCUGCCCGCUGUGUUUAUUAGCCGUUACCCAAAUAUACGAUGUUAUAAAGAAUAACAAGACCGAGGCUAACAUCGAGACGCAGUUGGACAAGUUGUGCCUUCACCUGCCCAACUCCCUCGUCGAAGAGUGUAAAGAUUUAGUUAAGGGCUACAGCAAGGAACUAAUCGAACUGUUAUUAGCCGAUGCGACACCACAGGAAGUUUGUGUUUUCAUCAAAUUAUGUGACGGGCAAGACCACGAGGAGUUCGGGGAAUUUCUCACUAAGAAUGGCGAGAUAAUUACCAAUGAGAUACCAAACUUCCCGUUGACGAAACUGACGACAGAGCACGAUGAACCUAAGUACUGUAUGAUUUGUGAGUACGCGAUGCAUUUCAUUGACAUGGAAUUAGGAAGCGAGUGGAACAAGAAGGAAAUAGAGCACGCGGUUCACGGAGUCUGCAGACAUUUCCCCGACUCCAUUACGAAGAAAUGCGACAAGUUCAUAGUCAAAUUCGCGGAUGUCGUGAUAGACAUCAUUACGAAGGGUACUAGUCCAAAGGAAGUAUGCAAGGCGAUGGGAUUGUGCUCUGAGGAAAUUGAAGCUUCGUCCGAACUUGCUGAUACUCUGUUACCUGGACACAGCUCAGCAGAGACCUACGGCGACGCGCCCUGUGAGAUUUGCGCCUACGUGAUGCGCUACGUUGAUAAAGAAUUGGGCAACAACAGGCAGAGAGAGAAGAUAGAACACGUGAUUCGCGAAGUCUGUCACCUUAUUCCUGAGCCUGGUUCAAGGAAGAAGUGCAACGACUUCGUCACUAAAUACGCAGAUAUCAUUAUAGACAUGCUUACCAAGGAAGUCAGUCCCAAGCAGGUCUGCGCCAUGCUGGGACUGUGUAAUUCUUACGUCGAUGAAAUGAAAGAUUCAGUGACAGAAUGCGCGGUCUGUAAAUCGAUCAUGUCAGUGAUGACUGACUUGUUAGACGACGCUGACGUUCCUGAGAGUCUCAAACACGCUCUUACCGAAGUUUGCCAUCGUGUGCCUGAUGAUCAACAGAACAUGUGUAUAUCUUUAAUCAACUCCUAUGGACAAAGUAUAAUGCAUAUUGUCAAGAGCAAAAAAGAUCUGAAGGAAGUAUGCUUAAAAAUAGGGGUUUGCCCUGAAGAUUAUUCGAUGAUCGAUUUUUUGGAGAACUCGAGAAUCAAGAGGUCUUACGAAAAGAACAGAAUAAAACAUUGCACUUGGGGUCCGGUCUACUGGUGUUCCACUAAUGAAACUGCCAGGGAGUGCAAAGCUGAGGAACAUUGCAAGGAACACGUUUGGAAAGCAGACUAUGCUCCUCUGAAGCAACUCACCCUGAGUGAACCUGAACCUAACGUUUAGAUUUUCAUAAACAAUAAGGAAACCAAAAAACGGAAGUUCAAGUAAAAAAAUUAAUGGUAAUUUGGAAAAUAAAUUGAGUUAAAAAAUAGAGUUCCAUCUUCUUUUUGUACUUAAGUCUUCUCCUUUAAAUUUAUUCUAAAAUAAUAUCUACAAGUAAUAUAAUCUAUACGUGUAAAAUAUUCUAUAUGUUAUAAAUAAAUUGUUUAAAUAUAAGGUUUCACGCAAUAUUGUAUCUUUUCUACGUUUAAGUACUACAAUGAUGCGUUGUAGUAAUACAUAGUCGAACAUGACGUAAUCGCAGUGUGUAAAAUAUUCUGUACGUUAUCAAUAAACUGUUUAAAUAUAA